AUGACUAGUAGGUUAUUACCAGCAAUAGUCCAAGAAGUAUUGGAUAAUUUAAGAAAAGAUUAUGAACAACGAUCUUGUAUUGAAGAAUUAUUAUUAAGCUUGAACUCAGUUUUUGGUUCAACACUGACGGAACAUGCUCUUGAACUGAUUGAUGAUGGUAGUGUAUUUUUAAUUUUAAGUCAUCAGCGAAGUAUAUUUCAAAUAGUUGGCUCAAGAGGUGAUAUUUAUACAAUAAUGGAAACAGCUAAUUUUUGCACUUGUAAUUUUUUCAAACAUCAAGUGUUGAAAGAUAAAGCAUUAUGUUGCAAACAUUUUUUAGCUGCUAAAGUAGCAUUAAUUUUGGGAAGUUUCAAAACCAAAAAUGAGACACCUGAAGGUAUAACUUCAAUUAUGAUUUCUGCAUAUGGUAAUCAAGAAUCUUAAUGAACAAGUGUAUUAUUUAAAUCUUAUGAUAUAUGUAUUUUAUGGAAUUGAAUAAAUUGUAUUAUAUAAUAUUAAAAGAAAAUGAGACACCUGAAGGUAUAACUUCAAUUAUGAUUUCUGCAUAUGGUAAUCAAGAAUCUUAAUGAACAAGUGUAUUAUUUAAAUUUUAUGAUAUAUGUAUUUUAUGGAAUUGAAUAAAUUGUUUUAUAUAAUAUUAAAAUAAAAUGGAAAAAUUAACGUCUAA
This is a messenger RNA of Aphis gossypii (cotton aphid), 667 nucleotides long. RefSeq names its product zinc finger SWIM domain-containing protein 7-like. The record is from RefSeq and is a predicted model, not a curated record. Gene Ontology annotation, biological process: double-strand break repair via homologous recombination. The coding region runs from base 1 to 423 and encodes 140 amino acids. Gene Ontology annotation, cellular component: Shu complex. The transcript has a single exon. Lineage: Eukaryota; Metazoa; Arthropoda; Insecta; Hemiptera; Aphididae. Gene Ontology annotation, molecular function: zinc ion binding.